Messenger RNA from Betta splendens (Siamese fighting fish), 3620 nucleotides. It is a transcript of the gene u2af2a, whose product is annotated as U2 small nuclear RNA auxiliary factor 2a. The transcript has 12 exons. Gene Ontology annotation, cellular component: nuclear speck; nucleus; commitment complex. Gene Ontology annotation, biological process: mRNA processing. The record is from RefSeq and is a predicted model, not a curated record. The coding region runs from base 563 to 1993 and encodes 476 amino acids. Gene Ontology annotation, molecular function: pre-mRNA 3'-splice site binding; poly-pyrimidine tract binding. Lineage: Eukaryota; Metazoa; Chordata; Actinopteri; Anabantiformes; Osphronemidae.
AGCGUGUCAUCCAUCAACUUCCGGUAUCACGGGGUAUCUGGGAGACGAAGCGAAAAAGCGGGCAUACCGAAAUCUUUAUUGUUUUUGCCAGUUUCUAACAUUUGGAAAUACAUAUAGUUGCCUUUUAAAGUCAGGCAACGAGGCAUCGUGGGCCAGUGAGCCUCUGGUAUCUGUAUUUAGCUUGCAAAAGAGUCUCAUUCAUUCGGUUUUCUUCGUCGCUAAUGCUAGCUGGUUAGCCUUCGCGCUAGUGUCUGGAGCCCAUUCUUCUGGACUUUGCUACAAGCUAGUUAGCUAACGUUAGCAGGCUUACCCACGCGUACACGCUUUUUUCACUCAAUGAUUAUGUCGGUUGCAUUGUAGAUAAACACAGCGCCGCUAAUGUUUGUGCUUAUUAGCAGUUUUUGGUAAUUUUGUUUAUAGCCUGCAAUUUGAAGCUACGCUACUUUAGCUGCAUUAGCGAAGUACUUGUUUUUAAAAGUGUUGUUCACUUUGCUAGCUUAGCUAGCCUCCGCCAACAGAACAACGCAGUCGCUGAAAGCGUAGUAGCGUUCAACUUACAGAAAUGUCGGACUACGACGAAUUCGAACGACAGCUCUCUGAAAACAAACAAGCUGAAAGGGACAAAGAGAACCGCCACCACCGCCGGUCCUCCUCCCGCAGCCGUAGCAGAGACAGGAAAAGGAGGAGCAGAGACAGAGACAGACGCAGCAGGGACCGCCGUGGGGACAGCAAGGAUCGCAGGCACCGGCGCAGCUCUCCAGCGAACUUCCCCCAGGACAAUACUGGAAGCCGUUCUCCUCACCGUGAGAAAAAGAAGAAGGUGAAGAAGUACUGGGAUGUCCCUCCACCUGGUUUUGAACACAUCACUCCCAUGCAGUAUAAAGCAAUGCAAGCUGCAGGCCAGAUCCCAGCCACAGCCCUCCUGCCGACCAUGACUCCUGAUGGACUGGCUGUUACUCCUACUCCUGUACCUGUAGUGGGGAGCCAGAUGACCCGACAGGCCCGUCGACUUUAUGUGGGCAACAUCCCCUUUGGAAUAACAGAGGAGUCUAUGAUGGACUUCUUCAAUGCCCAGAUGCGUUUGGGUGGUCUUACUCAGGCCCCUGGAAACCCUGUUCUUGCAGUACAGAUAAACCAGGAUAAAAAUUUUGCCUUUCUUGAGUUUCGUUCAGUGGAUGAAACGACACAGGCCAUGGCUUUUGAUGGCAUCAUCUUUCAGGGCCAAAGUCUCAAGAUUCGCCGUCCCCAUGAUUACCAGCCUCUGCCGGGCAUGAGUGAAAAUCCCAGUGUCUAUGUGCCUGGUACACAGACAAUAACUGGUGUGGUUUCCACAGUGGUACCUGACUCAGCUCACAAACUCUUCAUUGGUGGCUUGCCCAACUAUCUGAAUGAUGACCAGGUGAAGGAGUUGUUGACAUCCUUUGGGCCACUGAAGGCCUUCAACUUGGUGAAGGACAGUGCUACAGGCCUGUCUAAGGGAUAUGCCUUCUGUGAAUAUGUUGACGUGAACCUUAAUGACCAGGCUAUUGCUGGGCUCAAUGGCAUGCAGCUGGGAGACAAAAAGCUCCUGGUGCAGCGAGCCAGUGUGGGAUCCAAGAACGCAACUCUGACCAGUAUAAAUCAGACACCAGUGACACUGCAGGUGCCAGGUCUGAAUAGCUCAGUGACUCAGAUGGGAGGUCUGCCCACCGAGGUGCUGUGUCUGAUGAAUAUGGUGGCACCCGAGGAGCUGCUGGAUGAUGACGAAUAUGAGGAAAUUGUGGAGGAUGUCAGAGAUGAGUGCAGCAAGUACGGCCAAGUUAAGAGCAUUGAGAUUCCCAGACCUGUGGACGGUCUGGAAGUCCCAGGCACUGGCAAGAUCUUUGUGGAGUUCACAUCAGUGUUUGACUCCCAAAAGGCCAUGCAAGGGCUGACAGGAAGGAAGUUUGCCAACAGGGUGGUGGUGACCAAAUACUGCGAUCCAGAUGCUUAUCACCGCCGAGACUUCUGGUAGAUGAGGCAAAAAAAAAAGAGCGGAUGGGGUUGGGAUGCAGGGAGUGAGUGUGCCACUUUCCAAAUCAACCCCCUCACUUUUCAUGUUCAUCUGUUUCUUCUGACAGUAUCAAAUAGCAAACGGAUUUCAUGUGAGAAUUACAUGAAAAGACCAGUUGUUAAAAAAACAAACAUUCAUUUGGAAUUAGACGGGAAGAGGGGGCUGGCUUCGGAUGGUGGUACUGUAGCCGAGGAGGUGGGGGAGAGAUGUGUGUAAUAAUAGGUCUAGGGUGGGGUCAACUGUUUUUAUACUCUGAGACAGGGAUGUCAUUGUGGGUGGGAGGGGGGAGCCACACUUUAAGGUUUGUAUUUAAAUGGAGGUAGUCUGUUUUAAGUACAUUAGAAAGGAGGUGAGGAAGGGAACCAACUGGACUGCUGCAAUCAGAAAUACGAGUGGAUAAAACAAGAGUGUGGGUGAGAUGGAAGAUGAGGGCAUUUUUGUUUGACCAUCUUAUGUAGAGCUACAGUAGCUGUAACAUCUGCCUCAGUUUGGCCUUCAUCAGUAGAGAAGUGAGAGGAGAGUUUUUUGUGUUGGACUUUGGAUUGUUUCCUCGUGUUCCUUUUACUUUCCAUCUGUCUACUGCCCCCCCAGGACUAAACAUAUAGUCUGUUUAGUUCUCUUGUCUGAAUAUCAGCUGUAAAUGUUUUGAUACUGUGUGUAGCUUCACUGACUUGAGCUGUAAUAUCACACUGUACUCAAGCCACAGAAUAACGUGAACAAGCAGAAAAGUUUUUUUCAUUAAUACCUAUAUUUUUUCUUUUACGUGACCAUCGAUUAUGCUCGGCUUUUGGCAGGUGAGUAGUUUAGUCCAGGUUUAAUUUGAGAGGAAAAAAACAAGAAUUAGAAGAGGCAAAUUGACAUACUGGUAUUUAAUGGGGAUUUAUCUUAUCCGUACCAAAAAGCCUUAAUAUAAAUUAAUGUCUACUCCCUGAGGAAAAGAAGUUGACUUGCCCAGCUAUUGGUUCAUGACAGUAUCUCCUGCCUUAGUCUUGUAUGCAACAUCUCGCCUCAUUGAUGAGACCAAAAAGACAAUUUUGACACGUUUGUCAGCAGUGAAGUAAAACUACACCUCUGCAGUGGCUUCUUUCAGAUAUUUAUGCUCUGUAGAAAUGAAUAAAGUCCAACAUAACUAAAAUGUCUAAGUAUCGAUCACCUUUUGCUUUUCAGCUUCAUUAUUUGGCUGUGUAGUCUUUUGGGGGUUUUCAAUAAAUGUAAGACAGUUUUGAUGUUAGAAACUGCCGCAUGUAUGUAAACACGAUCUGCUUUUUUCUCAUCUCCCUCUUCUGCUGUUUCUGAGGACCAUAUGUUCACACUGUACGGGCUGACUAUGCUUUCAUCCCCUGGGUCGCUCACGACAGCGCCGAAGACAGUUUGUCAGUGAUAACAAUUUUGAAAUGUUGCUCCUUACUUUUGGGAAAAAAAUCUUGUUUUUCAGUGUCACUGUGUCAUUUAAAUUUCUUUCUCUGGUUAAAAUGUGAUUUCUUAAAUGAUUCAAAAACCUAAAAACCACAUCUAGUUUAUAAAAGCAGAAUGUCUUUCAUUUGUCCGAUUUGUUUUGAAAUGUUGAUUAAAAACUGAAUUUACAUGA